AUGGAAGGUUCGGAUAAUGAGACUCCUUCUAUUUGGGACAUUUAUUCAGCUGCAAAGAGAUUAUUGGUUCUUCAACCAAGAAUUGAAAAUCGUUCAUUAAGAGAAGGUUGUAAAAAUUUACAAAAUCCUUCUUCAUCAUUUGAAUCUAUGGGAAAUUUUAAUAUAAGUGAUUUAAGUUCUAUUGAUAGUUCAAGUCCUUUAAGUAUUGAUUCAAAUAAAAAUAGUAUUGAUAGUGUAUCAAGUAUUGGAACUACAAUGACUUCAACAACUUUAUUACCUCAAAAGAAUGACAAAAAGAUUAAACCAAUGAAUAAUAAUAAUAAUAAUACAACUAAUAACAAUAAUAAUAAUGAUUUUAAUGGUGAAAUUAAUAUGGCUUGGGAUUUUAAUAUUGAUGAAAUUCCAUCUUUUAAAGAUGAAGAUAAAUCAAUACCAAUGCCAAUGCCAAUAACUAAAAGAACGGAAUCAUUUUCUUCAAUUUCAAAUUCAAAUCCUUCAUCUAUAUCAAAUUCUAUACCAUCAGUAUUAUCAAAGAAAAAACCAAUAUCAUCAAGUGUUGGUAAUAAUUCAACAUCAAAUUCAAAUAUUUCAACUGAAUGUUUUAAUUGUCAUACACAAAAAACUCCACUUUGGAGAAGAGAUUCAAAUGGGAAUACUUUAUGUAAUGCAUGUGGAUUAUUUCAAAAAUUACAUGGUACAAUGAGACCAUUAUCCUUGAAAACUGAUGUUAUAAAAAAGAGAAAUUCAAGAAGAUCAAGUGUUAAUAAUGGUGAACAAUCUUCAAAUUCCAAAAAAAUUUUAAAUAAUUUAGAUAAAUCUAUACAAUUUCAAAGUCAAUCAUUACCAAAUAAUUCUAAAAUUCAAGGUUUUAAAAAUGUUCCAAUUUUACCAAAACCUCAACAACAAUUACAAGCACAACAACAAUCACAACAACAAUCACAAUCACAAGGACAAUUACAACCAAGUUCAUCACCAAGUUCAAUACCAAAUUCAAUACCAUUACAACAACGUAAAAGAAAAAGUAUAGUAUCCAAGAGUAUAUCCUCAUCACCAUUUGAUUAUUUCACAUCAUCAAAUAAUAAUUAUAAUUCACCAUCACCAGGUCCAUCACCUGCAUCACCAUCAUUUUCAUCAGAAUAUGUAUCAUUUUUUUCACCACCUUCAUCUUCAUUACCAAAUAAUUCAAAUUCAAUGCCAAUAACUUCAAAUUCAAUUCCUUUCAAUUCUUCAUCAACAAAUUUAACUCAUAGUUUUAAUUCCAAAAGAAUUCCACAACAAUUUCAACAAAAUUCUUUAAAAAAUUCAAAUUUAUCAAUUGCUAUGAAAUCUCAACAACAACAACAACAACAAAAGGAUAAAAUUAUUAAUGUUGUCCCCACACCACAAGAAAUUCAAUCAGGUUUUAUAAAUCCUCAAUACCUGGACCCAAAUGAUUUAAUAUUGAAUAAUCAACCUUCAAUUAGUCCCCCACAACAAGAAGAUGAAUCAAAUCAUGAUGAUGAUGGAGAUGUUGAUAUGAAGAUGGGUGUUGAUUUAGAUUGGUUAAAAUUUGAUAUAUAG
Hansenula ciferrii is the source of this 1560-nucleotide messenger RNA. RefSeq names its product GATA-type transcription factor. Gene Ontology annotation, biological process: negative regulation of transcription by RNA polymerase II; positive regulation of transcription by RNA polymerase II. The transcript has a single exon. The record is from RefSeq and is a predicted model, not a curated record. NCBI's taxonomy places the organism in Eukaryota, Fungi, Ascomycota, Saccharomycetes, Phaffomycetales, Wickerhamomycetaceae. Gene Ontology annotation, molecular function: zinc ion binding; DNA-binding transcription factor activity, RNA polymerase II-specific; RNA polymerase II cis-regulatory region sequence-specific DNA binding. Bases 1 to 1560 code for a protein of 519 amino acids.